Messenger RNA from Vicia villosa (hairy vetch), 1131 nucleotides. Its product is annotated as probable aquaporin PIP1-2. Gene Ontology annotation, cellular component: plasmodesma; vacuole; plasma membrane. The transcript has 4 exons. Gene Ontology annotation, molecular function: water channel activity. Gene Ontology annotation, biological process: response to water deprivation; transmembrane transport. NCBI's taxonomy places the organism in Eukaryota, Viridiplantae, Streptophyta, Magnoliopsida, Fabales, Fabaceae. The record is from RefSeq and is a predicted model, not a curated record. The coding region runs from base 94 to 957 and encodes 287 amino acids.
UAACAAUUUUCCACUAUAUAACAAGGACUAAGAAUACUUGUCAGAACACAGUUACAAAGAAGUAAGAACUGGUUUUGAGUUAGUGAAAAAAGAAUGGAGAGGGAAGAAGAUGUUAAGAUUGGAGCAAACAAAUUCUCAGAAAAGAAUGCAUUGGGCACAGGAGCUCAGAGUGAUAGCAAGGACUACAAGGAAGCACCGCCAGCUCCAUUGUUUGAGCCAGGGGAGUUGAAGUCAUGGUCUUUUUACAGAGCUGGAAUUGCUGAGUUUGUUGCAACUUUCUUGUUUCUUUACAUCACUGUCUUAACUGUCAUGGGUGUGAAUAGAUCAACCUCUAAGUGUGCAUCUGUUGGUAUUCAAGGGAUUGCUUGGGCUUUUGGUGGUAUGAUCUUUGCACUUGUCUACUGCACUGCAGGAAUUUCAGGUGGACACAUAAAUCCAGCUGUGACAUUUGGUUUGUUUUUGGCUAGGAAACUGUCCUUGACAAGAGCAGUAUUCUAUAUAAUAAUGCAGUGUCUUGGAGCUAUCUGUGGUGCUGGUGUGGUGAAGGGUUUUGAGGGAAAUGCUCGUUUUGAGUUGUUCAAAGGUGGAGCAAAUGUUGUGAAUCCUGGUUACACUAAGGGGGAUGGUCUUGGAGCUGAGAUUGUUGGUACUUUUGUUCUUGUUUACACUGUUUUCUCUGCCACUGAUGCCAAGAGAAAUGCUAGAGAUUCUCAUGUUCCGAUUUUGGCACCUCUUCCAAUUGGGUUUGCUGUGUUUUUGGUUCACUUGGCUACUAUUCCUAUUACUGGAACUGGUAUUAACCCAGCUAGGAGUCUUGGUGCUGCUAUAAUAUACAACAGAGACCAUGCUUGGGAUGACCAUUGGAUUUUCUGGGUUGGACCUUUCAUUGGAGCUGCACUUGCUGCAUUAUAUCACCAGAUAGUGAUUCGAGCAAUUCCUUUCAAGACAAGGGGCUAAUGAAUCAUCAUCAUCAUCGCCAUGUGUUAUUGUUUUGAAUUAUUUAUUUGGUGUACCCAUUCUUGUUUAUUUGGUCAAAUCUUAUGUAUGUGUAAAUUAUGAGCUACUACAAGUUACUACUUCAUGUUCAUGUUGAAUAGAUUGUGGAGUGGAGAUUCUUUCAUGUUGUUAUUA